Molecule: messenger RNA, 1587 nt
Organism: Peronospora matthiolae
Lineage: Eukaryota; Oomycota; Peronosporomycetes; Peronosporales; Peronosporaceae
Source: the annotation of a GenBank genome assembly
AUGGAAUCAAGCGACUCCGGCAAGUGGAAAGAAGCGUGUGACUCGGAGUUCGAUUCGCUUCAGAGAAACGACACGUGGGAAAUUGUGCCUCUUCCGAAAGGUCGCAAGGCCAUCGGGUGCCGAUGGGUUUUUCGUGUAAAGGAGAAUCAAGAUGGCGAAGUUGAACGUUUCAAGGCAAGACUUGUGGCCAAAGGAUUCUCACAGAAAUUCGGAGCUGACUAUGAAGAAACUUUCGCACCGGUGGCCAAGUUCACAUCGAUUCGUGUGGUGCUCAGUAUGGCGGCUAAGUACGGCCUAAUGCUACAUCAGAUGGACGUCAAGACAGCGUUUCUUAACGGCUCCCUCAACGAAGACAUCUACAUGGACCAGCCGGACGGAUACCUGGAUGCAACACAGCCGGACUAUGUGUGCAAGCUAAAGAGAUCACUCUACGGCUUGAAGCAAUCGCCUCGCAUGUGGAGCCAAACAAUCGAUGGGUUCAUGAUCAAGAUGGGAUUCAAGAAGUGCGAAUCGGACCACUGCAUCUACAUCAAGCGAGACGACCAAGACAUGAUUCUCGUGGUACUCUACGUCGAUGAUCUCAUCCUGGCCAGCAGCAACAACGAACUCCUCAAGUCAACCAAGAUGGCGCUGAGCAAACGCUUCGAAAUGACGGAUCUCGGUGAGCUCGAUUACUUUCUCGGCAUGGAGAUCAAGAACGACCGUAAGACGGGAAUGGUGACUGUACAACAAACCAAGUUUCUCAAGUCCGUGUUAACCAAGUUCGGAAUGGAUAACAGCAAGCCAGUGAAGACGCCUCAAGAUCCCGGCCUGAAGCUAACCAAGAACAUGUGUGAACAAGAAUGCAAGCACGAAGACACCAUGUGCAACGUGCCAUAUCGAAGUGCUGUCGGAGGCAUCAUGUAUCUCAUGGUCGCCACACGUCCGGAUCUAGCUGCUGCAGUGGGAUCAUUAUCCCAGUUCUCGUCCGACCCAUGCCCGACUCACUGGCAAGCUUUGAAGCGUGUGCUGAGAUACCUGCAAGCAACGCCCAAUCAUGGUCUUGAGUUUACACGUGAAGAAGGAAGCCGUAUCUGCGGGUACACCGACGCAGACUGGGCCGGCGACAUUGAGUCAAGACGAAAAGCAGAAUACAUGGCGCUUUCCGAAGCAACCAAAGAAGCAGUAUGGCUCAAGGUGCUUUUGGGGGAACUUGGUGAGAUGACAAGCGACGAAGCGAUCAAGAUGUAUGAAGACAACCAAGGAUCAAUCGCUCUCGCCAAGAACCCGGAGUUCCAUAAGAGAACAAAACACAUCGACAUACGCUACCAUUUUGUGCGUGAGAAGGUGGAAUCAGGUGAAGUCGUUUUGGAGUAUCACCCGACUCAAGAUAUGCUGGCAGACAUGAUGACCAAGCCGAUCGCCGCUGUACAAUUUGAAAACAUUCGCGAUCGACUUGGGAUCCAAGAUGCCGCAGCUAACGAGUCGAGAGGGAGUGUUGAAAAGACAGCGGCUGUGAAGAAGACACCUCGUCAAGCUGCGUCAAGUGUUGAAGCAAGUGGAAGACCAAGCUUCGCUAUACCGGUGGGUACCGGUAUGUACCAGUAA